GCCUGUCAAGGCCAGAUUCACGCAUUCGACUCUCAGGAUCUCAUCGACGUCUACAUCCUAGACGGCCCUGAGACUAUCCUCUACUGUUGUCAAACACAAGGAGAUCUCCCUCCAGACCCUGCGCCAGAGCCUGAGCCUGAGGAGGGUGACAGUGAAGAAGGAGUCUCGGAGUCCGAGUCCGCGGAUCCUGCUCGGCCCGCCUCGCCGACAGCGCUCGCCCCCGCGUCAGCAGUCCCUGACCCACCUCCGCCCCCACAGCGUCCUCCGUCCCCCCCAACGCCGAUAAUGUCGUCCCCUGCCGCCGUCCCCAACAAGGAGAUGUUGAAACUCCUCCUCCCACUCCGAUACGACGGCAAAACCGUCAUUGAGUAUAACCGGUUCCUAUCACAGCUGCGCAUCUACUGGUUGAUCAACACGUCGUUGACAACCAUCGAACUCAAGAGAUGCCCGCGCCUGGGCCACUCCAUACUUUGCCCAACUGGCAUCGGUGCAGAUGGGCGUGCAAGGGGCUACGACCCCAUUCGCAAACGAAGCGGCCUUUGCCCCACCGCCUUCAAGGCCCACUUCGGAAAUCUCGACGACGAGGCGGCAGCACAAGUAGAGCUGGCGAAGCUCUGCACAGACAAGUCGGUCCGUGAAAAAUGCACUGCUGCGGAAUUCUCCACGCUGUUUAAGGGUCCGGCGGACCGCUCUGGGUAUGGGGACCUGGAGCUAUGCGACAAGUACCUGAGCGGCAUCCCCUCCCGCGUGUACCGAAAGAUCGAGCUUGAGACCUUCACCACGUGGCAAGCAGCUGAGAAGCGCGCCACUGAGGUCAAGCAGAUCCUCGACAUCAGCUGGGCCCGUCGGCCCGAGCUGAACAACUUCUUCUCGAUGCGGGGUCGAGGACGCGGAGGGGCACGUGGUGGUGCACCCCAAUCUCACAAAAGGCAACUUCCCCAGCACAUGCUUCGGCUGUGGGAAGCAAGGGUACCGACGCUUCAAGUGCCCCAAUUGUAA
Postia placenta MAD-698-R-SB12 is the source of this 999-nucleotide messenger RNA. RefSeq lists its product as hypothetical. The annotation marks the transcript as partial. The record is from RefSeq and is a predicted model, not a curated record. NCBI's taxonomy places the organism in Eukaryota, Fungi, Basidiomycota, Agaricomycetes, Polyporales, Adustoporiaceae. The transcript has 5 exons.